Abrus precatorius (Indian licorice) is the source of this 1374-nucleotide messenger RNA. RefSeq names its product amino acid transporter AVT1H. The record is from RefSeq and is a predicted model, not a curated record. Gene Ontology annotation, molecular function: amino acid transmembrane transporter activity. Gene Ontology annotation, cellular component: vacuolar membrane. NCBI's taxonomy places the organism in Eukaryota, Viridiplantae, Streptophyta, Magnoliopsida, Fabales, Fabaceae. The transcript has 4 exons. The coding region runs from base 1 to 1374 and encodes 457 amino acids. Gene Ontology annotation, biological process: amino acid transmembrane transport.
AUGGCAACGCGCUCGAUUCAUCGGACGGUGGAGAAAGAGGUAGUGGAAAUUUCGAAGAAAAAUGGGAGAAACCUUAAAGGGGAUCAUGCAAUGGAGAGAAAGAUGGGGUUUUCACAAUCACAACAUUGCCACGUGUCGAAAGAUGAAGUGGAAGGCGCCAAUCAUGAUGCUAACGCCAACAGUUCUUUUACUCAUGCUGUCAUCAACAUGGUGGGGAUGCUCAUAGGUUUGGGGCAAUUGUCAACUCCAUAUGCUGUAGAAAAAGGAGGGUGGGUGUCUGCAUUCAUGCUUAUAGGACUUGGAGUGAUGUGUGCUUAUUGUUCUCAUAUACUUGGAAAAUGCCUUAAAAAGAAUCCCAAGUUAAGAAGUUUUGUGGAUAUUGGGAAGCAUGCAUUUGGAGCAAAAGGAAGAUUAAUAGCUUCAACAUUCUUCUACAUGGAAAUUUUCAUGUCCCUUGUUUCCUACACCAUCUCAUUGCAUGACAAUUUGAUCAAAGUCUUUUUGGGGACUAAUUUGAAGUUGCACUUGGCUAAAUUUUCUUCAUCACAGCUCCUAACAGUAGUGGCAGUCUUGAUUACCCUGCCUAGUUUGUGGAUCAGAGAUCUAUCUUCCAUAUCUUUCCUUUCCACUGUUGGUAUUCUCAUGUCUCUUCUUAUUUUCAUGUGUGUAGCAGCCACUGCAAUUUUUGGAGGUGUCAAAGCUAAUCAUACCAUACCUGUCCUUCAGCUCCAUAAUUUUCCAUCAAUUUCUGGCCUCUAUAUCUUUGGCUAUGGAGGACAUAUUGUUUUCCCUGAUUUAUAUAAAGCCAUGAAAGACCCCUCAAAAUUUACCAAGGUCUCUAUUGUGAGCUUCACAGUGGUUACAACAAUUUAUACGACAUUGGGGUUCAUGGGUGCAAAAAUGUUUGGCAAUGAUAUAAAGUCUCAGAUCACUCUUAGCAUGCCACCAGAGCAAAUUGUGACAAAGAUUGCUUUGUGGGCAACCGUGCUUACACCCAUGACCAAAUAUGCACUUGAAUUUACACCAUUGGCAAUUCAACUAGAGCAUGCACUUCCAAGUGCCAUGAGUGGAAAGACAAAAAUGAUAAUUAGGAGCUGCGUGGGUUCACUUUUGCUUUUGGUCAUUUUAACACUUGCUCUUUCAAUUCCUUACUUCGAGCAUGUGCUUAGCCUCACUGGUUCCCUUGUUAGUGCGGCCAUUUGUUUAAUUUUUCCAUGUGCUUUCUACAUGAAGAUAUGUUGGGGUCAAAUACCAAAGCCUCUCUUAGUCCUAAACAUGUCUCUCAUCACAUUCGGGUUUAUUCUUGGGGUGAUGGGUACCAUUUCCUCCUCAAAGUUACUAUUCAAAAAUUACCAAUCACAUAACUCAACUUGA